Molecule: messenger RNA, 603 nt
Organism: Fusarium keratoplasticum
Lineage: Eukaryota; Fungi; Ascomycota; Sordariomycetes; Hypocreales; Nectriaceae
Exons: 1
Coding region: 1-603 (200 amino acids)
Source: RefSeq, a predicted model, not a curated record
AUGCCUUCUCUCACCAACAUCUUCACUUCGCUGGCAUGCCUCAUGGCAGUGGUCAAUGGCAUGCCCACCAUCAACAUUGCUCGACAGACAGCAGACGACUGUUCCACCUCGAAAACUGCCCGUCACGGGCCUGCAGCCAACUACAACGUCUUUCCCAAGCAUCCCGAUCUUGCCAAAAAUGCAUUGGGCUUCCACCUUGAAACCUACAACAACGCCUCCCAAGUUGAGCAGGUUGUCGUCUUCAAGGGCAUCCCUUCCAACGCCAAGGACUGCACCGUUGGCUGGGACCAGGGCGAGAGGAUCUCAAGAACCUUUAUCGUCAAGGGCGGCGAGGCCCUAGCCGGCGUGAGACAACUCUCCGGCUUUCCCGAGGGAGCUGUGACAUACAACUCUGUCAAGCCUUUUGACAACGCAGAGAAGGAUGUCGGAGGUGCAGACUUUACCAACUGGGACGACCUCGCCCCCCAGGGUCACAUCACUGGUGGUAUUGACUGUGCCGAGACCUUGUACUUGAAGGUCGCCCUUCGAAACCCUGACGGCAACACCAAGGUUUUCCUCGGACAAGAUGAUACCAAUGGCCUGCAUAUCACCUACUCUUGUUAG